This is a messenger RNA of Cicer arietinum (chickpea), 1564 nucleotides long. It is a transcript of the gene NAC51, whose product is annotated as NAC domain-containing protein. The record is from RefSeq and is a predicted model, not a curated record. Gene Ontology annotation, cellular component: nucleus. Gene Ontology annotation, biological process: regulation of DNA-templated transcription. NCBI's taxonomy places the organism in Eukaryota, Viridiplantae, Streptophyta, Magnoliopsida, Fabales, Fabaceae. Gene Ontology annotation, molecular function: transcription cis-regulatory region binding; DNA-binding transcription factor activity.
UUCUUUAUCACUUACGCCUCUCUUCUCUCUUCUCUCUUCCUCAUUCCUCUUAACAACAACUUCCCUAUCUCUCUUGCACCUCUUUGGAAACUCAAACAUGAGGAAAAAGGGAGGUGUAGAAGUAAUAAAGAGCUCUGUUUUUUGAAAGAUAUAUAUGUUUUGGUAGAAUUGCAAAAACACAAUUAAUUAAGAGAUGACAUGGUGCAAUGACUCAGAUGAUCAAGAUAGAGGCAUUCAACUAAUAACUUCCACUUUUAUUCGUAGAAUUGUUAGCAAUGAAACUGAUCUUGUUACUCAUGACACAAAAUUACCAACUCAAAUUCGAACCUUAACUUGCCCCUCAUGUGGUCAUAACAUUCAAUUCCAAGAUCAGGGUGGAAUAAAUGAUUUGCCGGGGUUACCAGCUGGAGUGAAGUUUGAUCCGAAUGAUCAAGAGAUACUACAACAUUUGGAAGCAAAGAUUAUGUUUGAUGUGCCUAAACUUCAUCCUCUUAUUGAUGAGUUCAUACCAACACUUGAAGGAGAGAAUGGAAUUUGUUAUACACAUCCAGAAAAGCUACCAGGUGUAAGCAAAGAUGGACAAAUCCGUCAUUUCUUUCACCGGCCUUCAAAAGCUUACACAACAGGAACAAGGAAAAGAAGAAAGGUUCAAACCGAUGAAGAAGGAAGUGAAACAAGAUGGCACAAAACAGGGAAAACAAGACCAAUUUUUAUUAGUGGUGUUAUGAAAGGUUUCAAAAAGAUACUAGUCCUUUAUACUAACUAUGGUAGACAAAAGAAGCCUGAAAAAACUAAUUGGGUAAUGCAUCAAUACCACCUUGGCAAUAAUGAAGAAGAGAAAGAUGGAGAAUUAGUUGUUUCAAAAGUUUUCUACCAAACACAACCAAGACAAUGUGGUAAUAGUAAUUCCAUUAUGAAGGAUACUUAUGAAAAUAGAAUGAGUGAAAGAAAUGUCCAAGAUGAUGACAAUAUAGUAUCUAAAAAUGUGGUUCCUACUAUGGAUUACUAUAAUUGUGAUCCUUUCAUGAAUUAUGAACAUGUUGGUCAUAAUUUGGAAAGCUCACCACAACUUAUUUCGAACUUGGUUAUGCAAGGUGAUGAUGGCUCUUCUUUUAUUCGAUUAGCAAUGGAUGCAAACAAAGCCAGGUUGGACAGAAAUUAGCUAUGUGAAAAAAACAUGAUUUAUAAUAUUAACAGUGGUGACUAUGUAUAUGUUGAUGGUUUAUAAUUAUAUAUAACAUAACAAUAUAUUCUUUAUAUAUGGAUUAUAAAUUAUUAUUGAGAAAAUGGAGGAUGGAUGAAGAAAUAAAGUUUGGCUUCCAUGUAUACUGUGAUGUGUAUAUAUAUGGAGGUCAUCUUAAUAAUUGACCCCUGUUUGAUCAUGUUGAGGCAAGAAAGAUAAGGUUCUUCUGAGUUUUGGUCGUGCUUUUUAUCUUAAUUUUAAGAGAAAUGCAAAUACACAACAUCGUACAAAGCACAGGUCAAUUGUGUGUGCAUGUAUGGGAACUGAGUUGUAUAAUGCAUUGGUUGUUCAUAAGUGUAUCUAUAUAUAUCAUUUCUCUAA